AUAAUCAAUUGGAAUCAGCGCUUCCAGAUUCACUGUAAUUACAGUAGAUUUACUGUAUUUUAGACUUUUCUACUGUAUACUGUAAUGAUAAAAUACAGUGUAUGAAAAUACUGUAUUUAAUUUCCGUUCAUAUAAAUUAUCAAAUUUAAUACGUUUUACGUAUUAGAAAAUACGAAAUAUAAAUUUGCAACCUAAUCUAGAACCCAGAACCCCUGACCUUUAUCUAUAGACAAUGUAGAGUAGGAUUGUUACCUACAUAUUAUAGUUUACGUGCGGGGAAUUCCCCAAUGAAUCAGAACUAACGCUUAGCAAAAACUAACCGUCUCUGUCUGACAAAGCAACAUUGUAUUUUCCAUCUCAUUCAUUACGUUUUGAUUCGUAUUUCGUGUGGUUUUAUUGCUUUGCUACUGUAGCGAGCACAUACAUUUAUUUCAGAUUAAGACUUUUUAAUUCUUGUGGAUAGCGUAAAUUAAACCAAAUCUAUAUAAUUGUAAAAAUGGGCUCAAGUAGUGAAGAAAGUGAUGUUCGUGGCGCUGCUGGUCCGUCAAGUGCAAAAAAGAAAUAUCGGCAACAAUUUCGAGAGGAAUGGCUUAAAAUCCAAGACUUUCGUAAGUGGCUAAAACCUGACAAAAAAUCUGCUUAUAAAUGUUUUUGCACUGUCUGCGAUUCUUCAUUAACUGCCGAUCUAGGUGCUAUUAAAAGACACGGUGAAGGUGCUAAACAUAAACUUCGUUUUCCUGGGCAACCGAAUGUGCGUACCAUUGAUAAUAUUUUUAAGAGUCAGCAACGUGUAAGUGAUGAUGAGCGACGAAAAAUUGCGGAAAUUAAAUUAUCGGCCUUUAUGGCAGAACAUAAAAUAUCCCACAUAGUGAUGGACCAUCUUGUUGAUUUACUUCCAAAAAUUUUCCCGGAUUCUAAAAUUGCAAGUAACAUUAAUCUUAAGCAUACUAAAUUACAAGCAGUAGUAAACAACGUCAUCGGAGCUUCUGAAAGAGAAUGUUUAGUAGCAGAUUUGAAACGCGAAAAGUUUUCUAUAAUGGUAGAUGAAAGUACCGAUGUUGCCAGUGUGAAAACAAUGUGUAUUGUAGUCAAAUAUUAUGAUCGUAGUUCAGGGCGUAUAGUAAGUCGAUUCUGGGAUCUUAUUCAAAUGUUUAAUGAUACUAAUGCUGGACGGAUUGGUGAUUACUCAGCUACGGCUGAAAAAUUAUUUAAUUCAAUAAUAAAAUCAUUUCAAGACGGAAAUAUACCUUUAGAAAAUAUGAUCGGAUUUGGAUCAGAUGGCUGUAAUACUAUGAUGGGCUGUCGUAAUUCAGUGUCCUCACGGUUUAGACAAUUGUGCCCAGGUAUUAUUGUGCUAAAAUGUCUAUGCCAUUCCUUACAUUUAUGUGCCUCAGACGCUUGUAAAGAAUUGCCUCAUGAUGCAGAAAAACUGACUCGAUUGAUUUACAAUUAUUUCAAAAAUAGUAACAAACGUCAAGCAGAGCUAAAAGAAUUUCAAGUAUUUACGGACACUAAUAUUCACAAAAUUCUACGUCCAGCUCAAACGCGUUGGUUGUCGCUGUCCAGUGUUGUGAACAGAAUCAUGGAGCAAUGGGAUGCCUUGCGAUUAUAUUAUGACGAUAAAUGGCUAGAAGAACAGGAUUGCCAAGACAUUCACAAUCUUUUGAAUGAUCCCAUCAUCAAGGCAUAUUUUUAUUUUUUAUGUUGGAUGCUGCCAAAAUUUACCCGCGUUAACGUAUUCUUUCAAAGUGAAGAUCCCGUUAUUAUUGAAGCCCAUAACAAAAUGACUGAGCUAUACAGAGAACUGUUAUCGUUAUUCAUAACUCCAAAUUAUAUUAAAAACACCCCACUCGACGCAAUUGACCCUACUAAUAGUCAACAUUACAUACAUCUGAAAGAUAUAUACCUAGGAUUGGGUGUUGCUAAUCAAGUUGCUGUCCUAGAGCUACAUGCGCAUACCGAAGAAGUUACAGUGAUGAAACAGAAAUGCCUCAACUUUAUCGUUAAAGCAUGCGUGGGCAUUCGGAAAAGAUACAGUUUAAAUGACCCAGUUUUGAGCUCAAUCGCAAAGUUGAAUCCUGAUUCUUGCUUAUCAGAUAAUAGAGAACAGUCUUUGUCUUCACUGUACCCAGUGUUACCAAGGCUGAAACCCCCAACUUUAAAUGAUCAACAGACGUUAGAUGACGAAUGGAGAAACUUGAUUUUUAUUGCGAAUGAUAUACAUUGGAAUACAAGUCAACCAGCAGACUUAUUUUGGCAUCAGUUAUCUCAAAUGAAAGAUAGCAAUGGAGACAUUAAAUUCCAUUUGCUGCCUCGAUUUAUGCUGCAAGUAUUAUCUUUGCCUCACUCAAACGCUGAGUGCGAACGCAAGUUUAGUGAAAUUAAUAAUAUAAAAACCAAGCAGAGGAACUGUCUUAUCACAAACACUAUUAAAGGAAAUAUGUUAGCUCAGCAAGCCAUUCGUCGAAAUUCUGAAAACUGCGUCAAAUUUAAUCCCAGUAAUGAAAUGAUUUAG
Pieris napi is the source of this 2515-nucleotide messenger RNA. RefSeq lists its product as uncharacterized. NCBI's taxonomy places the organism in Eukaryota, Metazoa, Arthropoda, Insecta, Lepidoptera, Pieridae. The record is from RefSeq and is a predicted model, not a curated record. Gene Ontology annotation, molecular function: protein dimerization activity. The transcript has 2 exons. Bases 497 to 2515 code for a protein of 672 amino acids.